CCCAGGCGGAAGCGGUGCACCGGGCUGCUUACUCCUGCGGGUUGACGGCUUGGCACGCUAGUCAACUGCGAGGCGGCUCGGAACCCCCCGGUGCAUGGAUCACACGUGCGACGAGAGGGCCACGGAGGAUAGGAGCGACGAGGAGGACUCCGACUCCCCGGAAGUCCCGGCCCGGACCCGGGACACCCCUGAAGACAUCGUUUUGGAAGCGCCGGCCAGUGGGCUGGCGUUCCACCCGUCCCGCGACCUCCUGGCGGCGGGGGACGUGGACGGGGACGUGUUCGUCUUUUCUUACUCCUGUCAAGAGGGAGAAACCAAAGAGCUCUGGUCCUCAGGUCACCACCUCAAGUCCUGCCGUGCCGUGGUCUUCUCUGAAGAUGGGCAGAAACUUGUUACUGUCUCCAAGGACAAAGCCAUCCACGUUCUAGACGUGGAACAGGGCCGACUGGAAAGACGCAUUUCCAAGGCUCACGGUGCCCCUAUCAACAGCCUGCUGCUAGUGGAUAUGAAUGUUCUGGCCACUGGGGAUGACACAGGUGGCAUCCGGCUCUGGGACCAGCGGAAGGAAGGCCCCUUAAUGGAUAUGCGGCAACAUGAGGAGUACAUUGCUGACAUGGCUCUGGACCCAGCCAAGAAGCUGCUGCUGACAGCCAGUGGAGAUGGCUGCCUUGGUGUCUUCAAUAUUAAGCGACGCCGGUUUGAGCUGCUUUCAGAACCUCAGUCUGGAGACCUGACCUCUGUCACAAUCAUGAAAUGUGGGAGGAAGGUGGCCUGUGGCUCCAGUGAAGGCACCAUCUAUCUCUUCAAUUGGAACGGCUUUGGGGCCUCAGGUGACCGCUUUGCCCUGAGAGCCGAGUCCAUUGACUGCAUGGUUCCAGUCACUGACAGUCUGCUGUGCACUGGGUCUACCGAUGGAGUCAUCAGGGCUGUGAACAUCCUGCCGAACCGAGUGGUGGGCAGUGUGGGCCAGCAUGCCGGGGAGCCUGUGGAGGAGCUGGCCCUCUCCCACUGCGGCCGCUUCCUGGCCAGCAGUGGCCAUGACCAGUGCCUCAAAUUUUGGGACAUGGCCCAAUUGCGGGCUGUGGUGGUGGAUGAUUACCGUCGGCGCAAAAAAAAGGGAGGGCCGCUUCGGGCGCUGAGUAGCAAGGCUUGGAGCACCGAUGACUUCUUUUCAGGACUGAGGGAAGAGGAAGAGAAGGAGGAAGAGGAGAGGGAGGAUGACAGUGACUGAGGGGAUGAGUUGAAUCUCAAGACAGGUCCUCACUGGGCAAGAGUCUUGCUUCCUGGGCUGGAUCCCCAGAGGCUAUGAAUCUGUCAUACCCUCUUGUACAGCAUAAGGAGAUGGGCAAAUAGAGGCUCAGGACUGUGGGGAAGUAGAGCUGCUCACUCUACCAGUGGAAGACAAGCCCACAGCUGGGGCAAGAUAGCACGGACACAGGUGUACACCAACCAGGGGUUUAAUAUAAAUACAACCAGCAUAAACAAACAAACCAACAGUACACAUACACCAAAACCAAAACACCAAGUGGUGGGGACAAAAGGCAGGUUUCUGACCCUUUGGCUCAGCCAUCCCCCAAAUAAAAACAAAGACAAAUCAAGAAAAUAAGUGAAGAUUCGUGCUAAGCUGUGGGAGGAGACGGAGUGUGUGUGUCACACAGAGAAAGGCCAAGGGAUACUCUGGGCUGGGAGAGAGAGGGCAAGGUCCCUCACCACAACUUAGCCAAAUCUGAGCUGUCUCCAAGUGCACUGGGGCUGGGCCCCAGCUGGGAGGCUGUGUCAGGCCUAGGGCAGGGCCCAUGCUCCUCCCGUUUUGGGGACCAGAUGGUGGCUGCCCAGACCUGCUGGGUUGGGGACUGACACAGGCUCUGCUGACUUGUUCAGGCUGCCUGCAGAGGAUGGGGUUACUGCUUAACCAUGGUACCUGCCUCAGCUCCAGGAGACCACAGGGCGCUGGCCCCAGACUCGCUCACUGCCCCAGCACAUGAAAGGAGGCUGGCCCCAGACUUGCUCAGUGCCUCCAGCAGCCGUGCAGACACAGCAUCCUUGGCCACCUCAUGCCCAUCCUGCCCUUCCACGGUUAGCACAACCCAGAUGAGGCCACUGAAGGGCACUGGAUGCCCAGGGAUCACCACCUGGUACCAGAAGUGGUGCCAGCCAGCAGGGCCCGUGCCCAAGCACUUGGUGAGGAACACUGGGCUACCCAGCUUCAUCCGUUGGCACAGCAGCUGCAAGGCAGUUCGAGCCCCUUGGGACGCUAGCUUGUCCCUAGCGAGGGCCAACCCGCUGCCUUCUGGCUGUAGGCACCUCGGCGAGGGCCCCACAAGCUGCUGGCGGAGUCGGUGCUUCACGUCUGGCUUGAGCCACUCCACAGCCACCUGCUCUCCACAGAGGCGUGACUGCCCUGUAGGAAAAAGGCAGAGACAAGGACAGGUCUUAGCCCUGCACCCAAGCCCUGUGAGUCCUUAGGAGUCAAGUCACACAAUUACCAGGUGAUGUGACCUCUGGCAAAAUAACAAGGCUUCAUUGUGUUUGUAAAAAGGGUGCAGUAACAGCUACCUUCUAAGUUUUCUUGGAGGAGUACUGAUUGGAUGCUGGCUUUAUCUACUGCAAAACCAUAAAACUACCAACCUUUACUGUGAAUACUUGCCAAGAAUCAAGGAAUGUGCUAAGCAUCCAGCUUAAUUCUCACAACAGACAACAGUCUCAGUUGGACUGCCUUGGGCAAGUCCCUUUCUUAAAACAAUCUUCUCUAACGAGGGAGAUGUUGUAUAUUUUUCAUUGGAAUGUUGAGGGUUAAGUUAGGAGAUAACACAUGGGAAGUAUUAAAUUUAGGUAAGUGGUAGUACCAUUGGCAAUUUUAAGAGCUGAGUUCAAAUAAAUAAUAUAAAGUUGCAAA
Myotis lucifugus (little brown bat) is the source of this 2896-nucleotide messenger RNA. It is a transcript of the gene WDR55, whose product is annotated as WD repeat domain 55. Lineage: Eukaryota; Metazoa; Chordata; Mammalia; Chiroptera; Vespertilionidae. Gene Ontology annotation, molecular function: protein binding. The record is from RefSeq and is a predicted model, not a curated record.